AUGAUAACCAACAUGGGCGCAGUUGGCGACUGCUGGUUCCUCUCAGCGCUGGCGGUGGUUGCAGAGAGGCCCGAUCUUGUCCUGAGACUCUUCCGUGGCGAGACAGCCACGCAGCGCUCCGGACGCUACGAAGUUCAGCUGUUUCUUGACGGCAAGUGGACAUCCGUGGUGGUAGACGACCAGCUCCCCUGUGUCGGGGCCGCCAACCAGCGGCGCCCGGAUGGAAGCGGCCUGGUCUUCAGCCGCGCCAAGGACAGCCAGCUCUGGGUACCUGUGCUGGAGAAGGCUUAUGCCAAGGCCCACGGCUCCUACAAGGCCAUCAGCGGCGGGUCUGUGGCCGAGGCCUUGCAGGACCUGACCGGGGCACCUUGCGAAAGCAUCGACCUCGAGGCAGUGGAGUCGCCCGGGGAGCUGUGGGAGCAGCUGGUCAGCUACCACCUCAUGGGCUUGCCCAUGGGCUGUGGCACCGCUGGACAUCCGGAGCUCGCAGAAGUGGGCCUGGUGGGCUACCAUGCGUACAGCAUCUUGGACCUCCAGGAGGUUGACCACCGUGAUGUUCCGGAACCUUUGCGCUGCGGUGGCAGCGAGCCCAUACAGCUCCUGAAGCUUCGGAAUCCACAUGGUAUGGGCGAGUGGAACGGCGAGUGGUCUGAUAAUUCCGUGCUUUGGACGGAGCUUCUGGAGACGCGCCUCGGGCGCUCUGGCUCUGAUGAUGGCACCUUCUGGAUGGACUUCAUGCACUUCCUGAUGGCCUUCCAAGUCGUCGACGUUUGCUUCGCCCACCCCUCCUGGAACAGCCGAAGCUUUCAGAACUCCUUCUGCGCAAAGACUGAUGAGACGAGGCUGUGCCGCUUUGCCUACUUCCUCGAGCUUGCUGACGCGACGAGUCUCUGCAUGUCCGCGAUCCAGCCCACGAAGCGCGGCACCUUCGCCCGCGAUGACCGGAAGAGAUUCUAUCAGCCAGGCGAUGUGAGCCUGCUGCUUGUGGAGCUACAAGCCCAAUCAGAGUGUGGAUGCCUCAUUGCUGGACGUCUAGGCGGCAGCAGCGCGCGAAGCACGCUCCAGGUGGACCUUCCUGCUGGGAAAUUCCUCCUCUGCCCGCUUGUUCUGGGACCGGGCCCGCUUGGUUUGGAUGUGUCAGGUCCCGAGGCAUCGGCCUGGACCUUCCGGCUGCAUUGUUCCCAUCCCGUUUCGGUGCAGCCGGCCUCCGGACGCUUUGCCGCCGCGCUCGAGCGCACUGCAGCAGCCGCACUGCGCUCCGCGGCUCUCCCGGGUGCACGUGGCUUGGGGCCGAAGGAGAGCGUCAGCGUCAAGGAAGUGCAGACGGGCAUCUUCCUGAUCCAAAAGCGUUUCGAUGGCGUGGCGCUCUUGUCCAUCGCCCACAUGCGAAGUGGCCACGGUGGCGGCGGCAAGCCGCUUCUCCUCCAGGUUGUUGGCAAAGCAAUGUGGGCGAGGGGCGCGACGGGACUGCUUACCGCCAAGAGAGUUCCACCAGCCUUGGAGCAAAAGCUCCCGUGCCAGCUGUGUGCGCAGAGCGGCCACGCCAGCCGCAACUGCCCGAACUCGAGACGCAGACCCCGGUACGUGCGGUGGUCCAAAGAUCUGGCCCCAUGGCAGCUGUUCGAAGUGGACCUGCAACUGGAGCCCGGCAAGCUCGCGCUUUGCAUGGCCCUGGUGGCCAGCUCCGAGCAGGGCACAGUGGGCUUCGUGGCCACCGUCGACGGAAGGAAGAACGGCGGUGGCUAUGCAGCUGCUGCAGGGCGAAAUGUUGGACCGUUUGCCUCCACCGUGGACUGGGAUGAGGAGGAAAUCCGCAGAUGCUCCGAGCUCAACGCAACGGCGUCAUCAGAGGAGGAGCAGAUUGCAAGAGCCAUCGCCCUCUCUUUGGCUGAGCAGCAGGGCCAGGAGCCAGGUCUGGCGGUGGACCUGGCCGAGGACGUGGCACUCCAGGCAGCUCUGGUCGCUUCCAUGGGAGGAGGGGCGGCCCCCGCGACGCAAGCCGACAGCGACGGCCAGCCCAAGGCGUCUACGAAGGCCGAGUCCCAGCGUGGCAAAGCCCGCGCCAAGGCGGCGAAUGCGCCCGCGGACGCCGAGGUGGCCGAAGCUAUUGCAGCUCUUGCCCGAGGGCGCCCAGGUGGCUCCGUGAGCGUCAACGAGCUCAACCAGGAUGCAGGAUGCAAGAAGGUGUUGAAGCCUUUGCAGAAGAAACAUGGCGUGAAGCUUGGCAAGGCCUGGCUGGAGAAAUUCCCGAGCAUCCUGUCACUGUCCGAGGAGGGCAGCUCCAUCGUUGUGAGAGCAAAGACAUGCAAGUGGCCCUCCACCGAGUGGACGCCUACGGACCCCAUGAGGAACCUUGCGCAUGGAUCAUUCCUGGCGCUGGGCAGGGGGCAGUUGAAGGGAAGGGGCUUCCAGGUUGUGGCUAAGGCUUGGUCACAAGACCCAGCCAUCACAAUCUUCACGCAAGUGGGGUCCGUGGAGAUCGAUCGCAUGACCGAUGCGCAGGGCGACGUCAUCGCCGCGAGCGAUAAGACGGCAGCUGCCGUAGCUCCCAGCGGCGCAGUGCCCAAUGCUUCGGCACUUUGGGUGAAGCAGGGGGUGGACAUGGCACUGGUGACCUGCGUCGUCCUCGCCGUGCAAAAGCUUGGGGCGUCUGCGCCCUCCAGGGGCUGGACCAGCCAACUCCUCCCUGCCAGGCGCUGA
Symbiodinium natans is the source of this 2700-nucleotide messenger RNA. Lineage: Eukaryota; Dinophyceae; Suessiales; Symbiodiniaceae. The record is from the annotation of a GenBank genome assembly.